Chaetura pelagica (chimney swift) is the source of this 4414-nucleotide messenger RNA. RefSeq names its product adenylosuccinate synthase like 1 (gene ADSS1). NCBI's taxonomy places the organism in Eukaryota, Metazoa, Chordata, Aves, Apodiformes, Apodidae. The coding region runs from base 1 to 4227 and encodes 1408 amino acids. Gene Ontology annotation, biological process: purine nucleotide biosynthetic process. The transcript is spliced from 34 exons. Gene Ontology annotation, molecular function: adenylosuccinate synthase activity; nucleotide binding; actin binding. The record is from RefSeq and is a predicted model, not a curated record.
AUGGGUGGCAUCCCUCCCCCUCCACCUCCAUUACCUGGGAUGGUGGGCAUCCCUCCUCCCCCACCCCCACUGCCUGGCAUGGGUGGCAUCCCUCCCCCUCCACCCCUCCUCCCUGGCAUGGCAGGAGAUCACAUAGAAGCCGUGGUGGCCUCCCAAUUCAGCUGCCCUCUGGGCUCAGGCCGGCCUCCCCGCAAGGCAGUGAAGACACCAACGUUGAGAAUGAAGAAGCUGAACUGGCAAAAGCUGCCCUCCAAUGUGGUGAGAGUGGAUCUGAAGAGGAGCAUGAAAUGUGAGAAGAAGCCAGGACAGGCAAAGGUCAGCUUUGUCCUAGAUAACUCCAAUGAAGAGGUGGCUGCCAUGGUCCAGAACGGGGAUCGUACCAAGUUUGAUGUUGAGGUUCUGAAGCAGUUACUGAAGCUGCUGCCUGAAAAGCAUGAGAUAGAAAACCUGAAAGCCUUCAAAGAAGAGAAAUCAAAGCUUGCAAAUGCAGAUCAGUUUUAUCUUCUUCUCCUUCAGAUUCCCAGCUACCAGCUGCGCAUUGAGUGUAUGCUGAGCUGUGAGGAGACCACCGCUGUGCUGGACAUGAUUCAGCCGAAAGCUGAAGCCAUCCGGAGAGCCUGUGAAGAUCUUCUGAACAGCCAUCGCCUGCCGCUCUUUUGUCAACUGAUUCUCAAAGUUGGAAACUUUCUGAACUACGGAAGUCACACGGGCGACGCUGAUGGGUUUAAAAUCAGCACUUUACUCAAACUAACAGAAACCAAAGCAAACCAAACCCGCAUUACGCUGCUCCACCAUAUUCUGGAGGAAGUAGAAAACAGCCACACGGACCUACUGGAACUGCCAAAGGAUCUUGAAUAUGUUUCAAAAGCAGCAGGAAUCAAUCUUGAUAUUAUACGCAUGGAGUCCAGUACCAAUUUAAAGAAGUUGUUGGAGCUUCAACGGAAAGUGUUAUCAUCAAAUGAUGAUGUGAAACAACAGUAUGAGAAACCUAUCCAGGAUAGCAUUGAUGCCUCCAGAAAGCUGGAAGAAGAAUUUGAAGCUAUUGAAAGAAAGAGAGAAGAACUUGCAAAUUACCUUUGUGAAGAUCCAAGCAAGUUGUCCUUAGAGGACAUAUUUAACACCAUGAAGACCUUCAGAGAUCUCUUCAUACGAGCCCUGAAGAUGGGUGGGAUGGGUACCCAGAUCUGGUGGGGGCAAGUUAAGAAGGGGAUGGCAAAGCAGGAGGAGGUGUGUGUCAUCGAUGCCCUCCUGGCCGACAUAAGGAAAGGGUUCACACUGAGAAAGACAAAGAACAGACAUGACCUGGAUGCACUUCCUAAAACCUCACCUGCGGAGAGCCCGGAGGAGAGUCAGUCUGGAAAGAGCAUUAAGGAUCCACGUGCAGCAGGACAGCAGAUUGAAGAUAAGACCAAGCAAAACAGUGAUGGUCAUCCCUCAGCAGGCACUCCCCUCUCAGCCACUGCCCUGAUGGAGGUGGGUGGAGACGUUACAAAUGCCGCAGCUUCAAACCAGGCAUUAUCUGUAAACAAUGUUGGAGGAAAUUUGCCACCAGAAUCCGGGAUGGAAAGCCCCUCAGUAAGCUUGGUGGAAGCUGAUGGAGCUGGUCAGCCCAUGCCGAGUGCUGGGACGAAGCAAGCAGAGAGCUGGGCAAGCCUCCAGCUGGGCACGAAGAACGGCUCCCUUGCCUUCUCUGCUGCAAGCAUAGGCACUGGGAUAAGGUUUGUGAGCAGCAGUUCGGGCUUUGCUCUGAGAGACCAGCUCAAUGGAUCCAUCUCAGAAGGCCAGGACAAGGAAUGCCCAGCUGAUGGCUCAGAGAGCUACCAGCUGUCACAGGAGCCAGAAAUCCGGCUGAGUGAGACAGGGCUCGACCCUGGCAGCGCUCAGGCUGCACCCUGCGAGGAGGCUUAUCAGGCAGAGUCGAAAGAGAUGACAAAGGAAAAUGAAGACCCUGGUACAGACUCACUGUUGGACACCUCUCAAGAGAAGUCCUUCUCAGAGGAGCCAGCCACUGACUCCUCUUGUUCGACAACACUCCCCCCGGGGCAAACUCACACCGACAGGGAAAAGCAGAGGCCAUCUGGGAAGCGGAGGAAGAAGAAGAGGCACAGCAAAAGCUACUCAGAAAGUGGCUCCAUGUGGGCUGUGAUGCCAAGCAGCAGCAAGGAGCUCGUGGAGCCUGACUAUGCAAGCUUGGAGCUACUUUUCUCCGUCCCACCAACAGCACCUAAGGAGAAAAUGAGGUCAAAAUUAAAGAAAAAAAAAGAGAUCACAUUCAUAGGUCCUAAGAAAAGCCUCCUCCUGAGUAUAAUUCUGAAGCAAUUUAAAUGCUCCAAUGAAGAGAUUGCUGCCAUGAUUCAGAAAGGUGAUAGAUCCAAGCUGGAUGCUGAAAUACUGAAGCAGCUACUUAAACUGCUGCCUGAAGACCAUGAGAUAAAUAGCCUGAAAUCUUGCAAAGAAGAAAAAUCAGAACUAGCAAAUGCAGAUCAGUUUUAUCUCCAUCUUUUGGAAGUUCCUAGCUACCAGUUGCGGAUUGAAUGUAUGCUGAUUUGUGAGGAAACAAAAAUUCUGCUGGAGAGUCUGUGGCCAAAAGCACAAGCUAUGAGGACAGCCUGUGAAACACUUCUCACCAGUCACCGACUGCCAGUUUUCUGCCAAUUGAUUCUUAAAGUUGGAAACUUUCUGAACUAUGAGAUUGAAAAAAACUAUACGGAUUUGCUGCGCCUUCCCAGUGAUCUUGACUUUGUUUCCAAGGCAGCAGGAAUCCACUUUGAAGCCAUGCGGGCUGAGGCAGGUGCCAACUUGAAGAAACUGUUGGAAAUAGAGAAGCGUUUAUUUUUGUCGACAGAUGAUUUAAAAACACAACAUGCAAAAUCUGUUCAAGGCAGUCUUGAUGCUUCAAAGGACCUGCAGAAGGAAUUUGCCACCAUUGAGAAGAAGAAGGAAGAACUUGCUGAUUAUCUUUGUGAAGACAGGAAAAUAUUGUCUUUGGAAGAUGUAUUUAACACAAUGAAAACCUUCAGAGAGCUCUUCCUCAAGGCCUUACAGGGUGGGAAUAACGCAGGCCAUACUGUGGUCGUUGAUGGGAAAGAAUAUGAUUUUCACCUGUUUCCUAGUGGCAUCAUUAAUCAGAAGGCAAUUUCUUUUAUUGGUAAUGGAGUGGUUAUACAUUUACCAGGCCUGUUUGAAGAAGCUGAAAAGAAUGAAAAGAAAGGUUUAAAAGACUGGGAGAAGAGACUGAUUAUAUCAGAUAGAGCACAUAUAGUGUUUGACUUUCACCAGGCAGUAGAUGGGCUCCAGGAAGUGCAACGUCAAGCACAAGAAGGAAAAAAUAUUGGCACAACAAAGAAGGGGAUUGGACCAACAUAUUCUUCCAAAGCUGCACGAACAGGCCUUCGAAUUUGUGACCUCCUUUCUGACUUUGAUGAAUUUUCUUCAAGAUUUAAAAAUCUGGCACAGCAAUACAAGUCAAUGUUUCCCACAUUGGAAGUAGAUAUAGAAGGACAACUGAAAAAACUAAAGGGAUAUGCUGAAAAAAUUAGACCCAUGGUUCGAGAUGGUGUGUAUUUUAUGUAUGAAGCUCUUCAUGGCUCCCCAAAGAAGAUUCUCGUUGAAGGAGCCAAUGCAGCAUUACUUGAUAUUGACUUUGGCACGUAUCCUUUUGUGACUUCAUCAAACUGCACCGUAGGUGGUGUCUGCACCGGGCUUGGAGUUCCUCCCCAGCAUGUUGGAGAUGUGUAUGGUGUGGUGAAGGCCUAUACCACCCGGGUGGGAAUUGGAGCCUUCCCCACUGAGCAGAUUAAUGAAAUUGGAGAUCUUUUACAGAACCGUGGCCACGAGUGGGGAGUAACGACGGGCAGAAAGAGGCGCUGUGGCUGGUUAGAUCUUGUCAUUUUGAAAUAUGCUCAUAUGAUCAACGGAUUCACUGCUUUGGCAUUAACAAAACUGGAUAUUCUUGAUGUCCUGGAUGAGAUAAAAAUUGGUGUUGCUUACAAACUAGGUGGAAAAAGAAUUCCAUAUUUUCCAGCUAAUCAGGAGAUACUACAGAAGGUGGAAGUAGAGUAUGAAACAAUGCCUGGGUGGAAGACUGACACAACUGGUGCACGAAAAUGGGAGGACCUCCCACCCAAGGCCCAGAACUACAUCCGCUGUGUGGAGAACCAUGUUGGGGUGCCAGUUAAAUGGGUCGGAGUUGGAAAGUCAAGAGAGUCGAUGAUCCAGCUGUUCUAAACAAAUGAAGAACUUCAGUGACGAGAAGCACAAUUUAGCCUUCAUCUAUUCCUUACUGCUUCCACUCUAAAUGGAGAUGCUAAUUAAAACCAACAUGUUCUUCUAGGAGUUGAAUAGAAACAAAACAUAUAUUCUGUCUUGUAACUCUUUAUUUAUCUUUAAGUUCUCUGUAAAUUCAGUGUAAAAU